CAGGCUCCUUUAACUUUCAGUGUCCAGCAGGAAGACGGUUGUGUUUUCGUUUCUCAGCUGAAUCUUUGCGUAGUUUCAGCAACAAUGUCUUCAGUUCAGCAUCUGAGAGAGUUUAUCAGAGAGCGACUAACUGCUGCUGCUGAAGAAAUCUUCUCAGAGGUGGAGAAAACCAUGGAGGAUGAGCGCCAGCUGCUGGAGAUCUGCUGGAGACCCCAGAUAAAGCUGCACAGAGUCGAACUGGAAAAGCUACGAGGCUACAAGGAGAACGAGGUUCUGACUGACCAGCAGGUCCAUCACCAAGGGAGGAACUGCAGCCUCAACAAUCAGGAACCAGAACCUCCAGUGAUUAAAGAGGAACUGAAGGAACCAGAGCCUCCAGUGAUUAAAGAGGAAGAGGAUGAACCAGAACUUCUGAUUAUUAAAAUGGAACAGGAGGAACCAGAACCUCCACUUUCUGAAGAAGCAGAAGAUCAGCAGGGGCUGAAAUCUGUUACCGUGACUGUUGGUUCUGAGGAAACUGACCACAGUACACCUGGAAACGCCAAUAAUAGCAAACCCCUCCCCCACAGUUCUCCUGUUGCUGAGACUCCAGAACCCGACGGAGGUGAGCGCCAAGAUCCAGUUUCCGUGUCAAAUGCAAAACUGAAGCCAAAGAAGAAAAAUCUGAAAAAAAGGAACAAAAACAGCAACAAAACCCAACAAAUAUCAGAGAGCCAUCCUGGCAGAUCCAAACAAUCUGUCCAAUGUGACAUUUGCAGGAAGGUCCUAAAGUCUAAGUCCUACUUGAAGGUCCAUCAGAGAAGACACACAGGAGAACGGCCGUUUGCCUGCACUCAUUGUGACAAAAGAUUUUACCAGAUGUAUAAUCUGAAGCAUCAUGAGAGAAGCCACACUGGUGAGAAGCUCUUCUUCUGCAAAAUCUGUGGAAAGAGCUUCAGUUAUUCCACUCCUUUUAAAUUCCACAUGAAAAUCCACUCAGAUGAGAAACCGUACAGCUGCGACACUUGUGGUAAAAACUUCAGAAGCCGGGAUAAGUUAUUGAUCCACGUUAGGACCCACACAGGAGAGACACCGUACAGCUGCGACAUCUGCGACAAAAAGUUCAAGGAGUCAUCAAAGUUAAAACGGCACCAGAGAACGCACACGGGCGAGAGGCCGUACAGGUGUGACACGUGUGGGAAAAGUUUCACGGCCAACAGCAGUCUGAGGAACCACAUGAGGAUCCACACGGGGGAGAGGCCAUACUCAUGUGAAACAUGUGGCCUUUGGUUCAGGCACAGCGGCAACCUGACCGUCCACAUGAGAAUUCACACAGGAGAGGAACCAUACUGCUGCAGCACCUGUGGGAGAAGGUUUAAAGGUGCGUCACAUCUGAGCAUCCACAUGAAGAGCCACCAACACCAGGAAAGGACUUGACCUCCUGGGGUCUCCGCUGAAUGGUGACAACUGUGAUCUACAAACAUCCGAGGACCUUGAAACAUUUACAGUUCAGCCCGAAAUGAUUCCCACCAUCAGCCAGGAUUAAUAAAUCAACCAUCAAUGAUUCGGCUGAUUCCUGGGGCCAGAACCAGCUGCACAUCUUGCCAUCUUCCGCUGAAGUCCUUCAUCCUUUACAAACGUUCUCCAAAUUUCUGACUCAA
Fundulus heteroclitus (mummichog) is the source of this 1640-nucleotide messenger RNA. Its product is annotated as zinc finger protein 771-like. Gene Ontology annotation, biological process: regulation of transcription by RNA polymerase II. Bases 85 to 1416 code for a protein of 443 amino acids. Gene Ontology annotation, molecular function: DNA-binding transcription factor activity; RNA polymerase II cis-regulatory region sequence-specific DNA binding. The record is from RefSeq and is a predicted model, not a curated record. NCBI's taxonomy places the organism in Eukaryota, Metazoa, Chordata, Actinopteri, Cyprinodontiformes, Fundulidae. The transcript has 3 exons.